Molecule: messenger RNA, 3905 nt
Organism: Penaeus vannamei (Pacific white shrimp)
Lineage: Eukaryota; Metazoa; Arthropoda; Malacostraca; Decapoda; Penaeidae
Source: RefSeq, a predicted model, not a curated record
CCGGGGAUGGUCGGCGGCGAAACAGCUGAUGCAGAGAAGAUGCUGAGUCACUGUGACUGGAAGCCUGCGCGGGCAAGACCUCAACCGCAGCGUCGUGAUCAGUCGUCGCGGUUCCAGUGAAACAGUCGUUACCCUUCUGCGCGCUGCGACUUCCUUGCGACUCCUUUGCGCAGUAGUGUCUGUCACCUCGGUUCGGUUAUCACUGGAAAAGUGCCAAGAGUAGAAUGGCACCUCAGGAGCAUGGCCCCUCCGGCUCUCUCCCAAAUGAUGGCCCGGGGGUUACCUUCACCAUUAAUGACAUUGGUUUCACCGUGGGCGCCGACAUCCCCCCCUGGACCCGCCUGGUGGACUUCCUUCGCGAGCGGGUGAAGCUCCCGGGGACCAAGGCCCUGUGUCGGGAAGGGGGCUGCGGCGUCUGCACCGUGGUGGUCACCGUCCCCGACCCCGAGACGGCAGGGAGGACCAAGACCUACAGCGUCCAGUCGUGCCAGGCCCUGCCCUCCUGUUCCGGCUGGACCAUCGAGACGAUCGAGCACCUCGGGAACCGCUUCACCGGCUACCACCCCCUCCAGACGGCGCUCCACGGCUUCUACGGGACCCAGUGCGGUUUCUGUUCCCCCGGGAUGAUUAUGACGAUGUAUGGACAGCUGAAGAGCAGCGGCAGCCUGACGGCGGAGCAGGUGGAGAAGUCCCUGGACGGGAACCUGUGCCGCUGCACCGGCUACCGCCCCAUCCUGGACGCCUUCAAGUCGCUCGCCGUGGACGGAGCCCCGGAACUCAAGGAGAAGCUCGCCGACAUCGAGGAAGCCUACAAAGGAAUGUGCAAGACGACCGGCAAAGCUUGCGGAGGAUGCAAGAAGGACGGCAAAGGCUGCGGCAGGAAGGCGGGCCAGGGCCUCCCCAAGGUCGAGAGGGCCCUCCACCUCUCCUUCGGCGACACCCACUGGUUCCGCCCCGUCAGCCUCGACGGCCUGUACGGCGUCCUAAGCAGGAUGGGUCGCACAGAUAAGGUCAGAAUCGUCGUUGGUAACACUGGAGCAGGCGUCUUCAAGAACGACGGGCCCUACGCGGCCUACGUCAGCACGUCCGGCAUCAGGGAGCUGUACAGCACGCGCGUGGGCUCGCCGCUGGAGAUGGGCGCCAACGUGUCCCUGACGCGCGCCAUCGAGAUCUUCGAGCACAUGGCGGCCAGCGACCCCGACUUCCACCACCUCAAGGCGCUCGCCGACCACUGGAAGGUCGUGGCCAACGUCGGCGUCAGGAACGCAGGCUGUUGGGCCGGAAACCUGAUGCUGAAGCACGCCCACAUGGGCUUCCAGUCCGACAUUUUCCUGACCCUGCUGGUAGCCGGCGCUGAACUGACCCUUGGCCACGCCCACGACGGCUCCACCUCGCAUAUCGACCUCGAGCAGUUCCUCCAGACGGACAUGUCCCGCAGCGUCAUCCUCUCCGUCAGCAUCCCGCCCGCCAGCGCCAACACCAAGGUUCGCACGUUCAAGAUCACUCCGAGAGCAGUCAACGCACACGCCUACGUGAACGCCGCCUUCAAGAUGGAGGUGGACCCAGAGGACGGGUUUAAGGUCCUAAAUAAACCCACAAUUCUGUACGGCGGAAUCAACCCUGAGUUCAUUCACGCCUCGCAGACGGAGGACUUCCUGACGGGGCGCCGCCUCACGGACUCGGAGACGGUGCUGGAGGCCGCCAAGCUAGUCGGGCAGGAGGUCAAGCCAGACAGCCACCCGCAGGACGCGACGCCGGCCUACAGGACCUCGCUGGCACAAAGCCUGCUCUACAAGACGAUCGUGGGCAUCCUAGGCGACCGCGUCCCGGCGAGCAUUCGCAGCGCAGGACCCAACAUCGAGCGUCCGCUUUCCUCCGGCAAACAGACCUUCGACAUGAACAGAGAGUCCUGGCCCAUCGGCGAGCCUGUGCCCAAGCUGGAGUCCGCGGCGCAGAUUUCAGGUGAGGCUGUGUACCUGGACGACGUUCCCGCUCUGCCCAACGAGCUGCACGGCGCCUUCGUCCAAUCAGCUGAGGCCAAUGCGCGUAUAAGUUCCAUUGACACGACAGAGGCAAUGAAACUGCCGGGAGUGCUGUCCUUCGUGAAGGCGGAGGACAUACCAGGCAAAAACAGCUUUGUUGGUACUAUGGGACGUUUUCCAGACCCGGUGUUCGCAGAAGAACGCACCAAGUACGCUGGCCAGCCUCUUGGCCUUAUGGUGGCCCGAGACCGCGACACGGCCGUGCGCGCCGCCAAGAUGGUGACGGUGCAGUACGAGGACGUGAAGAAGCCCAUUCUCACGAUCAAGGAGGCCAUCAAGGAGAACAGGGUCAGCGUUGGCAUCGAUAUGUUUACAGGGAAGGAGGCGACGGCGACCCUUGGCAACGCUGACGGAGCUCUGGCGGAAGCCGCCCAUACGCUGAAGGGCGACCUGAGUAUGGGGACACAGUACCACCUGAACAUGGAGGCUCACGCCGCCAGGGUCAUCCCGACGGAGGACGGCUGCGACGUCUUCUGCACGUCGCAGUGGCCCUCCGAGACCCAGGCCACCACCGCGCAUGUGCUGGACAUUCCGGCCAACAACAUCAACGUGUCCGUGAAACGCAUCGGCGGCGGCUACGGCUCCAAGAUCAGCCGCCAGCACGUGGUUUCGACGGCGGCUGCGGUGGCCGCGUGGAAGCUGCGGCAGCCGGUGCGCGUGGUGGUCGACCUCAACACCAACAUGACCUACGCCGGGUGGCGGGAACCCUACCUCGCCCAGUAUGAAGUCGGGUUCGACGACUCCGGAAAAAUCACGGCCCUGAAGAUGGACCUGACGACGGACGCGGGUCACGCGGCCAACGAGCCCUCCGUGAUGUUCCUGGGGGGCGCCGUCCAGAGCGCCUAUUACAUCCCUAACCUGACGUUCACGCCCAAGAUCGCCACCACGGACACCGCCGCCAACACUUGGUGCAGGACGCCGGGCCACGUGGAGGCCAUCGCGGCCAUCGAGAACGUGAUGGAGCACGUGGCCAGCUACCUGAAGAAGGACCCGCACCAAGUGCGCAUGGUCAACAUGGUUCCCCCGCAGGUGCCCCGCAUCCAGGCGCCGCCCCACGAGAGGAACGUCGCCAAGGAGGACAUCCUGCCGAUGCUGCUGCAGGAGGGCGAGGUGCACGCCCGCAUUGCCGCCGUCGCCGAAUUCAACAAGAGCAACCGAUGGAAGAAGCGCGGCCUGAGCGUGCUGCCCCUGUGGUACGCCUUCGACUACCCGUCCAUGUUCCGCUACGGCAUGCAGGUGGCCAUCUACGAGUACGACGGCACCGUGGCGGUCUCCCACGGCGGCAUCGAGAUGGGUCAAGGGAUCAAUACCAAGGUGGCCCAGGUGGUGGCGUAUACCCUGGGCGUGCCCCUCGAGCAGGUGGUUGUCAAGGCUUCGGACACCAUGGUGGGCGCCAACUCCUUCGUGACGGGCGGCUCCUUCGGCACGGACCUGUGCGCCCAUGGCGUGAGGAAAGCGAGCGCCGCCCUCAGGGAGAGGAUGGACGUGGUGAAGGAGAAGAUGGAGAAGGAGACGGGCAAGAGUCCUUCGUGGCUGGAGCUGGUCAAGAAGUGCCACCAAGAGGACGUCGACCUGUGCGAGAGAUACUGGACCGCAGGGAAGGAGCAUCCUGAACGCUACGAUAUCUGGGGCGGCUGCUGCCUGGAGUGGAGUGGACGUCCUCACGGGAGUUUAUCUGAUCCGCCGCGUGGACCUGAUCGAGGACUGCGGCCGAAGCAUGAGCCCCUACGUGGACGUGGGGCGAAGAUGAGGCUCGUUCGUGCGUGGGGGUGCGGGUCUUCCUCUCCGAGGGUGUCAAGUGUCAACCAAAAGGCUCUCCAACGGGCAACUUGGGUGAGAGCCUCUUCGGAUGACUUGAGUUGA